This is a messenger RNA of Colletotrichum karsti, 1539 nucleotides long. Its product is annotated as cyclopropane-fatty-acyl-phospholipid synthase. The record is from RefSeq and is a predicted model, not a curated record. Lineage: Eukaryota; Fungi; Ascomycota; Sordariomycetes; Glomerellales; Glomerellaceae. Gene Ontology annotation, biological process: cellular response to biotic stimulus. The coding region runs from base 1 to 1539 and encodes 512 amino acids. The transcript is spliced from 3 exons.
AUGGCUUCCGAGAAGCUCAAGGGCGACCAGCUCGAGGGCGACAUCACCUUUAUCAAGACCCCGCCCCAACCCCCCGCCAAAUUCGCUACCAACGAGGACUGCGGUGUCAAGACCACCAACUCCCCGGCUAUUCACAAUGCGCCCCUUCCUGCUGAGGGUCCCGGCCAUGAGUCCUUCUCCAACUACCUCCUCGGAGGUCUGGUCUUCGGUGUUCCCUGGUGGCUCACCCGCACUUUCGGAGGCGGCUUGAAGACCUACAUCUUCUUCGUUCUCCUCUGCUUCUUCCCCAGUUUGAUCGUCGUCUGGAUGGGCUUCUCGACCUACUCCCCGCGCAUGAACGACAAGGCUAAGCUCCCCGGCCGCCCUGUCGAGCACUACAUCACCUUCAAGAACGAGGCCGACCGCAGGAGGUGGAGCGGUCGCAACAAGGUCCCCAUCAAGACCUUCUACGAGAUGUACUUCGACGGCGAGGUCGACUUCAACGGCGACUGCCUCGAGGUCAUGGAGUACCGCCACGACUGGUGCACCUUCCAGUUCACCUGGGCUGUUCUGCAGUUCAUUCUCUUCACCUUCUUCCGUGACGUUGCUUUCCACUCUCAGCAACAGGAUGAGGAGCAGGUUCAGCCUACCUACGACAGCGGUAACGACCACUACGCCUGGUUCCUCGGCCCUCGCAUGAUCUACACCAGCGGUAUCUUCUCCGACAUCACUCGCGAGGAGACCCUUGAGGAGAUGCAGGACAACAAGAUGGCCAUCGUUUGCGAGAAGAUCGAGCUCAAGGAGGGCGAGUCUAUGCUGGAUAUCGGCUGCGGAUGGGGAACCCUUGCCCGCUUCGCCAGUGUCAACUACGGCGCCCACGUCACCGGAGCUACCCUCGCCCGCAACCAGGCCGCCUGGGGUAACGACGCCCUCCGCCGCGCCGGCAUCCCCGAGAGCCAGAGUCAGCUGUUGGUUUCCGACUACCGCGAUAUCCCCAAGAAGAAGUUCAACAAGAUCACCCAGCUCGAGAUGGGAGAGCACGUCGGUAUCAAGCGCCUCACAACCUUCUUCCGCCAGUGCUACGACAUGCUUGAGGAUGACGGUUCCAUGUACGUCCAGCUUUCUGGUCUCCGCAGGCCGUGGCAGUACGAGGAUCUCAUCUGGGGCACCUUCCUGAACAAGUACAUCUUCCCUGGUGCCGACGCUUCCACCCCUCUCUGGUACUACGUCAGCUGUCUCGAGAAGGCCGGAUGGGAAGUCAAGAGCGUCGACACCGUCGGUGUUCACUACUCCGGAACCCUCUGGCGCUGGUACCGUAACUGGCUCGGCAACUCCGAGGUCGUCACCGCCAAGUAUGGUCAGCGCUGGUACCGCAUCUGGGAGCUCUUCCUCGCCUGGUCCGUCAUCGCCUCGCGCCAGGGAAGCGCCACCUGCUUCCAGAUGGUCGUCGUCAAGAACCUCAACGCGACCGACCGCCUCAACGGCUUCACCUCCCAGUUUGGUCUCUCCGGCGCCCUCGCGGCCGCCAAGGCCAAGGGCAAGGCCAUCCUCAAGCAAUAA